GGUGUCUCUACGAAAGAAACACUAUCCACAAACCAUGAGUCGUGGUCAGGCUUCAGGCGCACAAAUUGGCGCACUCGAUAGCGGCGAGUCGUUGACCGCAUUGGAGACGAAGCCUCGCGACUUUUGGUUGGAAUCUGGUCGUUCACGUCUUUCCCGCUAUAUUAGCAUCGAUACGGCCGACCCACCAGAAACUAUCGUGCACACUCGCGACGCCAUAGAUGAUGAGAUCGAAGGCCUUUACAAAACCAUACUGCUCAUGAAAGCACAAAGGAACGCUCUAGCUCCCGUUUUACGACUACCUCCCGAGCUUCUGUGUCGCAUCAUGCUAUUUUUUCGAUCUAUAGAGCGCCCGACAAUCCUCGAUUCUGCACGUAUUAAUCCGCGGGCAAUGCAGCAUAACAGACUUGGAUGGAUCCGUCUAACUCACGUAUCGCGGCAGUGGAGGACGCUAGCCUUGGGUUUACCUCACCUGUGGAAUGAGAUACAUCUCGAUGUUUUCGGCAUCACCUGGUGUCAAGAGUUAGUUUCUCGUUCCAGGGAUGUACCCCUGAAACUUCAUUAUCAUACAUCGUGGCAGGAUGUCCAUAUCCCUAAUCCCUUCACCCAUCUCAACGAACCACCUACCUCGAAACUGUACGACUUCAUUCACAAGCACCUCGCUCGGUCUCAAGAAAUCUCGUUCACCAAUUUGGGCAUGCAUCAUAGAUCACAACUUCUGUGCGCUUUGGACCGCCCGGCUCCUCUUCUCGAGGUUUUGCGAUUAGAAGGGGCGAAGGCGAUCCCGUCCAAUUUCGACUUGCCUGAUCUACUUUUCGACCGCAAUGCGAUGUCAUCUCUACGAACCGUCGCAUUCCAAGGGAUAACCUUCCCAACUACUCAUGUUUUCUCCCAUGUCACCAACUUUUCUCUGUCACUCAAUCCCCGUGAUCUUGUGAAUCGCGAUGCGAUAUCAAAUCUGCUCCACAGUCUCAGUACCAUGUCCGCACUCGAAUACCUUGAGCUCGAAAAUCUUCCUGUGGACCACUCCUUCGACGAUCUUCCUACAACCUUGCCCGUCAACCUUCCCCGCCUUUCCGUACUUUGUCUUCGUGCCAGAGAUGCAUUCGCGUUCUCCACCUUGUUUGCUUUUCUCGCUCUUCCCCUGAGCGUUAGGUUUCACAUCAUCGUAGAGGAGAAUUCCAGUUGGACCACUGAGUCGAAUGCGAAUUUCAUUUUCAACUCAUUGCAUGUACACUACUCGACGCACAACGACCCAGAAUCCUUCUUCUCGACGAUCACCGACCUAGAGGUCGUCUAUGGCGACCCAGAGCUCCAGAUCAGGGCAUACGACCCACGUCUUCUCACCAGCUUGCCCACUCACGCUAUGGUCGAGAGUCCUGGCGGUUUGAACGACGCGCUAAACUCUACAACGCAAAUUCUCGUCAAGAUCUUGGACCCGGCGAGACGAAAUGCAUAUGGUCACGCAUACAUCGAUCAGAACGCUCUUCUUUCCAUGGUGCAAUUACUUCCAUCGGCCAGUUUCUCAUCCCUAACGAUCGCUGGAUCCGUCCAUCCGUCGAACCCUGUAACACCAUACCGAACCAUCUUCAAUCAUCUGUCCAACUUGACUCUCGUAUCCAUCGACAACCCCGCAGAGGUGGACCUCUUCUGCGAAGCCCUUUUGCCACCUUCUCACGAAGACCCCCCUGUCGAAAACUCCGUCCGAGUUCCCUCCGAACUACCUCUUCCAUGUCUCAGGACCCUGACGCUCUCUCGCUGCCUGCUUGGCUUUAAAGAGCCUACUGCGAGCCACGGAAAGCGUACUCUUCUCGAAACCCUCGUCCUCAUGACCGAGUGGAGAAAGCGGUUGGGGGUUCCAUUGGAUUGUAUGGACGUACAGAGAUGCUACCGCGGCCAUGGACUGCCGCACGCAGUGUACGCAGAGUUGACGAGACGAUUAUCGAGUGCGGUCUCUGAACUAGCCUUGCCGAUGAGUAUGGAGCUUGUGGACGACGGGGAAGAUGCGUAUAAGGAUGGGCUGGCUGCUUUAGACACUGACUAGCUGUCAUUCUUGGCGUGAAGGGAAUCGUUCACUGAUAUUGGCUGCUUUGAUACAUCACGGCGGUACACAUAUUCCAAGGUCAUUCAUCGCGUGUGUUCGCCGUGAGCCGUU
This is a messenger RNA of Stereum hirsutum FP-91666 SS1, 2152 nucleotides long. RefSeq lists its product as uncharacterized. Bases 35 to 2041 code for a protein of 668 amino acids. NCBI's taxonomy places the organism in Eukaryota, Fungi, Basidiomycota, Agaricomycetes, Russulales, Stereaceae. The record is from RefSeq and is a predicted model, not a curated record. The transcript is spliced from 2 exons.